Molecule: messenger RNA, 1890 nt
Organism: Peromyscus leucopus (white-footed mouse)
Lineage: Eukaryota; Metazoa; Chordata; Mammalia; Rodentia; Cricetidae
Gene: C9H8orf58
Product: chromosome 9 C8orf58 homolog
Exons: 7
Coding region: 35-1111 (358 amino acids)
Source: RefSeq, a predicted model, not a curated record
UGCAGCGCUUGCCACAUCUAGUCGGGAACGCGCCAUGCUGAGCCGGCGCCGCGUCUUUGCGGUGGAGCGACUUGGUAGCCGGGAUGGGGCCUUCGAGGACCUGGCACAAGGUUGUGUGGUGCCAGGAGUCACCUGCACCUACAGACGGAUACCAGAGAAAACUCAUGGAUGUUCACUGGACUUCGGGGAGGGGCAGAUGCCACUUCUGAAAUUGGCUUCCCAGGACUCCGGCAUGGAGAUGGUGGUCGGGGACAGCCCUUUGGCUACCGUAUCAGGACUUUCUCAGGAUUCUUUGAACCUUGAGCCCAUGGGGAGCCCUGAGCUGCCUUCUGCCCAGCUAGACCGGCUGCUGGCCCGCCAGAAGCUGGAACAGGUGCUGGAGAGGUCUCGAGAGUUUCCCAGCCUGUCUGGACAGCGGCGGCGGCGGAGGCGCAGCUCCUUACAGCUGCUGAGCAAGCCUGUAGGUGGAGUGCCCAUCUUUGCGGGGGAACUGGAGUCCACGGAGGCAGACACUGAGCUAGACGCUGGUCUGGAAGUAGCAAAGGUGGUGGGCGAUAUGGAGUCUGGAGCGUUGACCUGCCUUCCAGGGCAGGGUUUACGUUACCUGGAACACCUGUGCCUUGUGCUGGAGCAGAUGGCGAGGCUCCAGCAGCUGUACCUGCAGCUGCAGAUCCAGAGACCCUCGAGGGAUCCCGAGGAGGAAGAAUUGGCUCUCUCAUCUUCACACACCCCAGACGAUGGAGUGGAAGGGCACAGAGAGCAGAUAAGCUGGACAAGGGACCCAGGUGCAGAGGCAGCUUCUCUCCCAGAGGUGGGGGUGCUCACUGCCAACCCUCCCAGGCUGCCAGAGGCCUUGCUGGAAUCAACCCACAUCCGCCCAUCCUCCCAGGGACACAAGGAUCUCUCCCACUGGGACAAAGUCAAGGUCCUGCUCAAUCGGAUCCGUUGGAGGAGCCCUCGGCUCCCUGAGCCUCCUGCUCCUCCUGAUCGUUCUGGUCCCAGGAUGGCGUUCAGGAACCUCUCUGAAAGGACUCAGUGCCACACCCACCGGAAGACCUUUAUUCCAACGUUGGUGGUUAAGAAACCACGCGCAAAAAACCUUUCUGUAUGAUCUCUUGGUGUGCCUGGUGACCUUGGGUGGAGGGGAUUGCCAUGGAGUUCCUCACCUUUUGGCUUACUGUGGUGUCCCUGCACUGCCAGGAAAGGCUCUUUGUGCUUGCUCCUCUUCAAGCCGAGUCCUUCCCUAAGCAGCGUGGCCAAGGAGCCCUGGUUCCCUGAGAGACCCUCAAGUGCAGUUCCCGCCAUCUUCCAGGGUUCUUCUUCCUUGCCAGAAAUCUCUGGGCCCAGACAAUGUGAACUGACUUAGUUAUCAGGCACUCACAGAGUGUGGUUAGUAUGGCAAUGUGCCAGCAUGUUACAGAUGUAUGUUUCUGCGGUCUCUGUUGGACUAUCAAUGGCCCGGAUUCAAUCAUCUGACAGAAUCAUGCAUCCAAAGGGUUGGUGCUUUGGGUGUAACUGUGGAAGGACAGCACUGAUCUUCAUUCCACAACGGGACAGUUACUAAUGUGGAUUCCUAAUUUCUUCCUCAUACCUGAGACGGCAGCCCUGGGACGGAGAACAAUACUGCCUUGGGUUAACUCUGCAUUGAGUCAUGGCCCUGGAGCACAGCCUGAGGACUGAACGAGCAAUGGGGGAAAGACCAAGCACAAUGUGAAGACUAGCAAAUAACUCUCAAGGUCAAUUCUCAGUUGCUGUGUUCUAUCCUGGAGUUGAGACCAUGGCAGCAUCUCUGAAUUUGUGAGCCACAGCUCCCUACUUGGGAUGGCGCCAGCCUUACCUACCUCGGAAGCUUGUUAGGAGGAUAAAGUAACAUUAAACUCUCUCACUGUG